Messenger RNA from Rotaria sordida, 1791 nucleotides. The record is from the annotation of a GenBank genome assembly. NCBI's taxonomy places the organism in Eukaryota, Metazoa, Rotifera, Eurotatoria, Philodinida, Philodinidae.
AUGAUAUAUCCUAACACAUUGAGUAGUCUUUUUGAACAAGCUAUUCGAAUAGCUUUUCCCGAAGAUCAAACUUUGCCAGUCGUUGUCGUACCUGGACGACAAACUGAUUACCAAUGCAAUUCAGCUAUGCCUAUUGCUCAGAGAUUAACUGCAGCUGGCAAAAAAAUUGUACCAACAGAAGUUGCCAAAAUAAUUGUUGCAAAUCUUCCUCAGCAUGAGAUGAUUGGAAAAAUUGAAUAUUCUGGACCAGGUUUUAUUAAUAUUACUAUUUCUGCAACAUUUGUUUCCAAACAAAUUCGCAAUAUUCUAUUGAAAGGUGUUUUACCACCCAAUGUUUUAAAUAUGGUUGGCAAUCAUAGAAGUCAGAAUGAAAAUAAAAAGCCGAAAGUUGUUAUUGACUUUUCAUCACCAAAUAUUGCUAAAGAAAUGCAUGUUGGACAUUUACGAUCAACCAUCAUUGGUGAUAGUAUUGCUCGUCUUCUUGAAUAUGCUGGUUUUGAUGUACUUCGAUUAAAUCAUCUUGGUGAUUGGGGUACUCAAUUUGGUAUGCUUAUUGCUCACUUACAAGAUAUUUAUCCUGAAUAUAAAACGAAAUCACCAUCAAUUAGUGAUCUUUUGUCAUUUUAUAAAGAAUCAAAAAAACAUUUUGAUUCUGAUCUUGACUUUAAACAACGAGCUUAUGAAUGUGUUGUUAAACUUCAAGCAUUUGAUCCAAAUAUAAUUCAUGCAUGGAAACUCAUAUGUGAUGUAUCUCGACAAGAUUUCGAAUAUAUUUAUAAAGAACUUGAUAUUAAAAUAAUUCAUCGAGGUGAAUCUUUUUAUCAAAGCAGAAUGAUUGAUCUUAUUAAAGAACUUGAAUUGAAAAAUUUAUUAAAAUUAGAAGAAGGUCGUCAAGUAAUGUUUGUACCUGGAAUUGAUGUUCCAUUAACAAUUGUUAAAACUGAUGGAAGUUUUACAUACGACACAAGUGAUAUGGCAACAAUAAGACAACGUCUAAUUGAAGAAAAUGCUGAUUGGCUUAUUUAUGUUAUCGAUUCGGGUCAAGCUCUUCAUAUGCAAUUAAUUUUUGCUGGAGCAAAAUUAGCUGGAUGGACUGAUGGAAAGAAUGUUCGAAUGGAUCAUGUUGGUUUUGGUGUUGUACUUGGUGAAGAUGGCAAAAAAUUAAAAAGUCGAUCCGGUGAAACAAUUCGUUUACGAGAUUUACUUGAUGAAGGUAUUGAACGAUCAAUAGCUAAAUUACAAGAAAAAGAUCGACAUAAUGUAUUAACAUUUGAAGAACUUGAAAAAGCUCAAAAAUCAGUUGCAUAUGGUUGUAUUAAAUAUGUUGAUUUAUCGCAUAAUCGAAAUUCUGAUUAUAUAUUUUCAUUUGAUCGAAUGCUUGAUGAUCGAGGAAAUACAGCUGCUUAUUUACUUUAUGCUUAUACUCGAAUUCGAUCUAUUGCUCGAACAGCUGGUGUUGAUCAUGCAUUAUUAAAAGCAAUGAUACAUGAUAUUGACCUUAAUUUCGAAAUUGAAGAACGUGAAUUAAAAUUAGCUAAAUGUAUUAUUAAAUAUUCUGAUAUAUUUACACGAGUACUUGAUGAAUUAUUGAUGCAUGGUUUAUGUGAAUAUAUGUAUCAAUUAGCAACAACAUUUACUGAUUUUUAUGAUCGAUGUUAUUGCGUGGAAAAAGAUAAAACAACUGGUAAAAUUCAAAUUAAUUAUCGACGAAUACUUUUAUGUGAAGCAACAGCGAAUGUAUUGAAACAAUGUUUUGAAAUUUUAGGUAUUCAACCAUUAGAACGAAUGUAA